GUCUUUCGGGCAAUAUAAAUAUAACAAAUACAGAGUCUUUGAAUUUCAUAGCUAAAUCAAGAAAUAUUAACUCCGAAAUUAAAAGAAAGAUAAGAUGACGGAAACAACUUUAUUGUACGCAUUUCUCGCUGUUAUUUUCCUCGUAGCAGCUCUAAAACGCCUCCCAUGGAGGAGACAUCAAAACCUUCCUCCAACUCCAUACCCGAAACUCCCCAUCCUAGGCCACCUACAUCUCCUUAAACAGCCGCUGCACCGCAGCCUGCAAAAGAUCUCUCUCAAAUACGGCCCAAUCGUCACCCUCCAGCUCGGCGUCCGCCGUGUCGUCGUGGUGUCUUCACCGGCGGCGGUGGAAGAAUGUUUCACCAAAAACGACGUCGUUUUAGCCAACCGCCCCCGCAUCAUGGUUGGGAAAUACAUCGGCUACAACUACACCGUCUUGACGGCCGCGCCCUACGGCGACCACUGGCGGAACCUCCGCCGCAUCUGCUCACUGGAGCUCUUCUCCGCCACUCGGCUCAACGCGUUUAAAUCGAUCCGGCAGGACGAAGUUCGGAUUCUAUUGCAGAAAUUGCUCCAAGUCUCGAGUCAAGGGUUUGAAGCAGUUGAACUGAGGCCGAAAUUCUCCCAGCUGUCCUUCAACGUGAUUUUGAGGAUGGUCGCCGGGAAACGAUACUACGGCGUGGAGGAGGAGAACAAAGAGGCUAAGGAUUUCAGGGAGAUAAUGAAAGGCGUCUUCAAGUACGGCGGAGCCUCUAAUCCCCUGGAUUUUUUGCCGAUUUUAAGAUGGGUGAAUUACAAGAAUCUGGAGCCGGACUUGAAGAAGCUGGCUGCAAAAUUGGAUUCAUUCUUGCAAGGACUUAUUGAUGAGCACCGUCGGGAUAGGGGCAGGAACUCCAUGAUUAAUCAUCUGCUCUCUUUGCAAGAAUCACAACCAGAGUAUUACACGGAUCAAAUCAUCAAAGGGUUAAUGAUGGUGAUGCUGCUAGCAGGGACAGACACUUCAUCGGUGACGCUGGAGUGGGCAAUAUCCAGUCUGCUUAACCAUCCGAGGCUUCUCCAUAAAGCUAGAUACGAGAUCGAUAAUGUAGUCGGACAACACCGAGCUAUUGAGGAAGAAGACCUACCAAAACUAAACUACCUCCACAGUAUAAUCUUAGAGACAUUCCGGUUGUUUCCUGCCACGCCCUUAUUGUUGCCUCACUACUCGUCCGAAGAUUGUAAAAUCGGGGGAUACGAUAUUCCCCAGGGUACGAUGCUGUUGGUUAACGCAUGGGCCAUCCACAGGGACCCAGAGAUAUGGGAUGACCCCUCAAGCUUUAAACCGGAAAGGUUUGACGGCUUACAUGUAGAGUCAACGAAGCUUUUGCCAUUCGGAAUGGGGAGGAGGUCGUGUCCGGGGUCUGGGCUAGCUCAAAAGGUUGUUGGGUUGGCCUUGGGGUCUUUGAUACAGUGCUUUGAGUGGGAAAGGACUGGGGAAGAGGAUGUUGGUUUCGGGGAAGGGGUUGGCGUCACAGUUUCUAAAGCUGAGCCCCUCGUUGCCAGAUGCAAAGCCCGCGAUUUCACUCACACCAUUUUGUCACAAAAAGCCUAGGCCUGCGGAUAUUGUACAUUGUAUUUGGUUAAGAACGACAUAUGAUUUGGAUUGUGAGUUUACUUGUUAAUUUCAAAAUUAUGUUAUGAAAAAAUAGCAUGUUUGAAACGCCGGAUGUGAUCUAAAAUUAGCAUAUGAAUAAUAUUUAUAUCUGGUGUAUAAUUAAAAUUG
Cuscuta europaea is the source of this 1762-nucleotide messenger RNA. The record is from the annotation of a GenBank genome assembly. NCBI's taxonomy places the organism in Eukaryota, Viridiplantae, Streptophyta, Magnoliopsida, Solanales, Convolvulaceae.